AUGGCCACAGAGCAAAAAGAAGACCCUCAUACUCUGCAGAAGGAAGAGGAAGAGAAGGAUUUCAAUCUCGGAUCUGACGAAUCUGAAGCUCCAUUUCCCCUCGGUGUCCCUUCUAGGGUAUUGUAUAUGUUAGGGGACAUUACGGCAGGUCCGGCGUAUCGCUUCACGCAAUGGGUGGAAUUGGUUCGUAAGCGUAGCGGCACGUACCGGUCCUCCGGAUUCCCACACCGGCCUCAGAGAACCAAUACUAUGCCCUUGAGUGCAGGAGAAUCAAGUUCUGAAUCUGAUUUAAAGAGUGUCCCACCUUCAGAGCAAGCUACAGAAAUCAGUUUGUGGGAAAGAUUUAGUAAAGCUGUUAUGUUGGACAUUGAAUCUAGCUCCUUUUCUUGGAACACGCUAUCUUCCCUUCACCACACUGAACAUAGCAGCAGUGCUGAACAGUCUGAGGACGAAAUGAAUAAAGCAUUAGAAGUUACCGUGAAUUCUGGGGGUGUAGUAUUUUUUGCGCUAUUCAACCAACCUGAAAAUGAUGAAUCUUCCCCAGAGGAAGCAGCAGCUGUUAUCAAGAUAUCAUCUUCAAGGAUGGCCACACAAUCAGAACGCCUUGGCUAUGAAUUCGCAAAAUGGCUAGGUGUCCGAACUCCGCAAGCUAGAGUCAUUCACAAUUCUUGUCCAGAGUGGCUGCAGAUUAAAGAAGCUGCAGAUAAAGCAAGAGAUGCUGCAAUUUCAGAGGGAGAUGAAGUUGGUGAAGUGACAUGUUCAGAACUUCUAGAGGCUCUUGAACUUAGCCGAUGCCUUUUCCUGAUGAAUUACGUGCAUGGAUCUCCUCUAUUGGAAAGCUCCAAUGCAUUUGAUUCACGAGAAGCUGCAGAUAGAACAGCGGCAGCCCUUGGCAGGAUCUUGAUGCUGGACCUUGUCAUCAGAAAUGAAGAUAGGCUCCCUUGCCGUCAUCUCAGGUGGCGCGGGAAUUCUGCUAACUUAUUAUUGGCUGAUAAAAUGGCGUCUGCAAAUAUGGGUGCAAUGGAGGCUACCUUCGAUUCUGCAAUUGAGAGAUAUAGGCCAAGUAUAAUUCGGGCGCUUCAAAAAGAAAGACGGGCAACAUCAAUAGAUUGCAGGCUGGGACCUCAUAAUUCAGGAUUAGUAUCGCCGANUGCCUUCGAUUCUGCAAUUGAGAGAUAUAGGCCAAGUAUAAUUCGGGCGCUUCAAAAAGAAAGACAGGCAACAUCAAUAGAUUGCAGGCUGGGACCUCAUAAUUCAGGAUUAGUAUCGCCGAGUUCUGAUCUUUCUGAUGUUACAGAAUCUCCAAAAUCCAGAAAUAUUAGUCUAAAAAAUCAGAUUCCAAGUGAAAUUACAAGUUCUGAUUUUCAUAUCGUGGCUAUUGAUUCUGGGGUUCCUCGAAGACCACCUGCUGGAAAACGUGCCAAUGACCAGGCAAAUUAUCCUAAGCUAGUUGAGCUCCUCAUCAACAGUUCUGAGUAUGCAUCAAAUCUCUUACAUGAGAUAACUGGAGGGAGAUUAGGAUCUCCACCAGAAGAUUCUGAUACACUUAUUGAUUUGCGUUCAAAAGAUAUGGCUUCAGUUCAUGAAUUUCGAGGUGGGUUUCGUGCAGCUCUCAGGGACUUGCAGGGAUUUCAUAUAUUCCUUCUUACACUUCACCAAAAACUGGAUAGCCUCCUACGAGCAUUUCUGAAUAUUAUAAAUAGGACUUCCACUGGAGAUUUUGACAAAGAAGAUUUGGUGGUUGCUGAGUCUCUCUCACAGGCUACAGGGGCUAGUCAUAAUUGCCCUUCUCCACCAAUUAAAGAACGGAUCAUUGCUGAUAACCAUCCAGAUUUAAUGGAUUCGGAGUUGCAAAGAACAGCUCCUAAGUCGUCAUCAUCGGGAUCUAAAGAAAGCUCAGACUCUGGUUCUCCCAUCUCACGGGAUAAUUGGCAUGGAAAGAUGAGCAAGGGGAGUGGAGAGCCUCUUCGUAGCCUGCGUAUGACAUCAAAGCUCCGUGACUUCCACAAAUUGGCUAAAGUGGAUGUGGAACUAAACAAAGAGUUAGAACAAUGGAAUGAAAUGCUUAAAAAUGAUGCAGUUAAGCUAUGUCAGGAGAACAACUUCCAUACAGGGUUUUUUGAGUGUAGUGAUAGCAAUUGUGUCGUUGAUGCUUAUGAGUUGAAGGUCAGGCUAGAGCACAUUCUUGAGAGGAUAGCGUUGAUUUCAGAUGCUGCAAAUACAGAAAAGCCAUCAUCAAUUUCAACUAAUCUGUUCAUCGGUGGGGCGCUGGCUGCGAGAUCUGUGUACACUCUGCAACACUUGGGAAUUACACAUAUAUUGUGCUUGUGCUCUAAUGAAAUUGGACAAUCAGAUUCUCAAAAUCCUGAGUUAUUCGAGUAUAAGAAUUUUUCUAUAUGUGACAAUGAAGAUACAAACAUCGACGAAAUCUUUGAGGAAGCACAUGAUUUCAUUGAUCACGUUGAACAACUAGGUGGGAAGGUUCUGAUUCAUUGCUUUGAGGGGAGAAGUAGAAGUGCAACAUUAGUUCUUGCUUACUUGAUGCUCAGAAAGAACUUCUCGUUAUUGGAAGCAUGGAAUACCCUGAGACGAGUUCACCGACGUGCCCAACCCAAUGAUGGAUUUGCUAAGAUUCUUUUGGACCUAGAUAGGAAGUUGCAUGGGAAGGUUUCCAUGGAAUGGCAAAAACGGAGACCAGUUAUGAAGGUCUGUCCCAUCUGUGGAAAAAAUGCUGGCUUGAGUAGCAGCUCGCUAAAGCUUCAUUUGCAGAAAUCACACAAGAAACUAUCAUCAGGGAGUGUGGACAGUGCCAUGACAAUGGAAAUACAAAAGGCCUUGGAAGCACUUAAGGUUAGUCGUGGUGGAAGUGUUAGCCCUACACAAAGGACAUCAUCUCAUUCAAUGAUAGGUGAAUCGGAAUAUUAAGUUGCUGUAGAUAAAUUUUUGCAAGUUGCAAGCCCCAGUGAGCUACAGGUCUCUAUAAAGUCUUUCUUUGUCUAUUUAACUUCAUC
Messenger RNA from Ilex paraguariensis (yerba mate), 3011 nucleotides. NCBI's taxonomy places the organism in Eukaryota, Viridiplantae, Streptophyta, Magnoliopsida, Aquifoliales, Aquifoliaceae. The record is from the annotation of a GenBank genome assembly.